ACUGAUUUUUCUCUGCUUUUUUGGAUAUUAAUCAUAAAAACACAAACUAUUUUCUCGUCUAUAAUUGAUCACAUACGGCAAAAUUGAAUAAUUGCAGGCACGCGUCAUCAAGGGAUUUUGAAGCGUAUCGUAGGAACAAGGGGCGUACGUUCACUCUCGGACUGUUUACCGCGCUCUUAGGGGAACCAGUGACUAAGGAGUUAAAAACCAGCCCUUGUCUUGGGUGGGAGAUCGUCGACUGAACAUACGAAGUCAUACGCCCACCCCAAAGUCUGCUUGUAAGAGGAAUUGACUGUUCAAUUUAAAGUUUGAGAAGUUGGCUGUAAUUUCAUAUUACGAUAUUUUAUGGGAGUGUCUCGCGAACUGUGUGUAAACAUUGUGAUCAGUUUUCUAAGGAUAAUAAGGACCCCGUGUAAUAAACCUUAUCUGAACUUAUAAACUUCACAUCAACACCACCCUAGCUCUCUCUCUCUCUCUGUGAUUUACAUAUUCCCGCCAAUGAAUGCGGCUCAUUAUGAAAGGAUAAUGUCGAGAAUGAACAGACAACAUGUGAGAGUGAUAUCGGGGAUUAUAUUGCUAAUUGUAAUCAGGUGUUCAUAUUGUCAGGACUUCGCCACGGAUGCUCCGAAAGAUCCACAAACAGAGGCGACUUCAACGACCCAUGAAGCUAGCAGUGCGGAAAAUUCACCCUCAUUAGACCCCUGUUCCAACACAUUCGAACACGACAUUCUGACAGACGAUGGCUUCCGGUCACCCGCCUGUCGUAGAUCCCAGUCUGAGCCUCGUUGCGAUGAUAACAUUGUCGAGGGUUGGUACCUCCUUCACUCGUCCGACGGAUCGACCACCCUUAGGGUUCACCGAGAGUGUCCCAGGCAGAGCAGGUGUGGAACAGACAACCCUAUAUGGAUGAAUGGUACCUACCCCGCGGUGGCUGAUGGGAUAGUAGAGAGACAGAUGUGUGUGAGGACGGCGUUCAGUUGUUGCCAGGACUCAUUCCACGUCAAGGUCAAGAACUGCUCGACCUUCUUAACCUUCAAACUGAAACCCGUACCCAAAUGUAACCAGCGUUACUGCUAUGACAGGAAUGAGUGUGCACCCAUAACCAAUACGGCUCCUAUAACCGCAGAAUUCACAGAUGAUAACCUUUGUCCCAAUGGAACCUACAGGAAGGCCAACAACAACGCAAGUCAAGAAAACAGGAACAAUCCCUGUCUAUCAUGCCCCCUGGGCUUCGUCUGUGCUAACGGGAACAAAUCGCCCUGCCCGCUGGGAUUCUACUGCCCACCUGGGUCCUCUAAGGCUGAGUUGUGUCGUCCAGGGAACUACUGUCCGAGGGGACCACAUUACCCGAUGCAAUGCAAGGCUGGGUUCUAUAACCCAGCCAAUGCAAGUGUCAACAGUUCAGCAUGUCUGCCUUGCCCACCGGGCUUCUACUGUUUCUCCAAGGGCCUUGAUAGUCCCACAGGCCCAUGCCUUCCCGGGUUUUAUUGUUCCGGAAGUUCAACCAAAGCCAACCCUGAUGACGGAAUUAUGGGGAAUUUAUGCCCACCUGGUCAUUAUUGUCCAAGAGGUUCGGGACAGCCGAUUCCUUGCCCCGAGGGCUUUUUCAAUCCGACCUCCAUCCGUUCAAAAUGUGAAAUUUGCCCAAAAAACCUUACAUGCCCAGAAGGAUCAAUAUACCCUUUCGAAUGCAAUUCUGAGAAUGUCUCUUUAAGUGUGGAGUGUUCCUUACGCCCUGCGGAGCCCACAAUAAAUCCAUGCAGUAACCCAGAUGGAUCGCGCAAAUAUGGAAUAUGUGAAGAUUGCCCACCUGGAAAUCUAUGUAAAAAUGGGUUCAAUAUCAGCUGUCCUGCUGGAUAUUUUUGUCCGAAUGGAACAAGUGUAUUUAUCUGUCCGGAAGGAUACUACUGUCCGGUCGGCCGGACGAGUCCGAUGCCAUGUCCAAUCGGAACCUUUAAUCCCUAUUCCGGCAAUGGAACAGAGAAAGCCUGUUUGAAGUGUACUCCGGGAUUGUUUUGCAAGGAUAAAGGUUUAAGUGUUCCCUCCGGGCCCUGCUCACCCGGAUUUUAUUGCAAUGGAAGAUCAGUCACUCCCCACCCCUUAAACGGACACGGGGGAGAUAUAUGCCCAGUCGGACACUAUUGUCCGGAAGGGACGGGACUGUUCACUCAAUGUCCGCCGUCUACGUACAACCCAUCCAGAGGCCAAUCGAACAAUCGGUCCUGUUUAGCUUGCCCUGAGGGGCUGACCUGUAACAGAUCGGGACUCGCCCUGCCCAGUGAAUGUUACGCGAACUCCACGAAUAUUACGGACGCUUUAACAGACAUCAGUUGUCCAGAACUAGGUGAUUACUGUUCCAAUAACUCAAAGUGCUUGUAUGAAGGAACAUGCAGAACCAACAACAAAACCUGGGGUUUCUGUGAGUGUCUCCCCAAUAACGAGGGAAGCUUUUGCGAAAUCGAUAAAACACUGCUUUUCUUGAUGGAAAACUCUACACUUAACUAUCAGACGGUUGAAAAGGAAGAAGUUGUCGUGGAGAUCGUGUUCGGAACGUCCUUCUUGCAGAGUGACUUGAAUAUCACGUGGUACAGGAAUGACCUGAAGGUCAGAAACUCGUCCCGCGUGGAGAUCACCACGGAUGUUGCAGACGACUAUUUCAGACUUUACACCACCAGACUCAGGAUAAAGUCUGCCAGAGAGUAUUAUAACGGGUCCGCGGUGGUAGUGGCAAGCCUCCCACAGCUCGGGGUCAGCGUCUCGGUGAACGUCUCCCUGACCGUGGUUCCUCUACCCGUGGUCACCGUGUCCCCACUGUCGGUCAGUGUCCAGACAGGGGGCGCUGUCGUACUCACGUGUUCUGUGCAGAAUCUGGAUCCCAGCAAUAUGGCGGCCACGCUGGAGUGGGUCAAGGACAGGGAUGUACUGUUGUUACAGCAACAAAAUGAAUCAAUGCUUACGAUCUCCAAUGUCCAGAAAGACCGGGCGGGUCAGUACGUGUGUCGCCUGAGGUACAGUGUGUUAGGGGUGAACGGAACCAGAAAGGCCGCCGCGGACGUCUUUGUGUACUCACCAGAUGAUUUACGAUGUAAGAAGACUGUAGAUGAGCACGGAAUUCACUGGGAGGUCGGAGUGACAGGGAUGGUGUAUUACGCUCUCUGUCCGGAAAAUUACGUAGGAAAUGCUAGCAAACUCUGUAAAUCCGACGGUACCUGGGAGCGCACAGUUACCAUCAAUUGUGUGGACAAAGAUAUUGCCGAAGCGAACCAACAGCUGGACGAUAUUUUGACCAACAACAUAGUAGAUACGAGUUUUGUAUCGUCUGUUGUGGGUAAACAAAUGGCUUCUCUGCGUAACUGGACUGCGCAACACAUUGGUACUUCCGGUGACGUAGAUAGAACAGUUGGCCUCCUGGAUAAAGUUCUACAAGCAACGGAUGUAGCCAACAGUAAACUUCCAGAUAACGAUUUUGUUAACGUAGUUGAUAAUGUACUGAGUGAAGGGCAAAGUAAAAACUGGAGGGAUAUCAACGAACAGACAAAGGAAGGAUCCAGUCGAAUUUUGUCCACGGUAGAGGAAUUUGGACAGCAGGUGUCCAAAGGUUUACCAUCUGGAGAAUACAAGAACUAUCAUGCCAAAAACUACUUUAUGACUGUUGGUCACGGAUCAACUCAAGAAAGCGUGACGUUCCCGGAUUCACCUGCCUCAGACUCUACGUCAUUAGUGUUACCUGUCCAAUCUGAUCCUCAAGGAAAAGAAACUGUUUAUAGCGCAACGAUAUACCGUACAGCGUAUACCUUUCUUCCAAUAAAAAAUGAACUAUCAGGAAACGGAUCUGCAGAUAACUCAUAUGUGAACUCGGACGUUUUGUCCAUGGAUAUUAUCGACGAAAGAGAGAAAAUUUCACUGAAUCCCGGCAUUGUGCUGAACAUCGAACACAAGACAGAGACUGAUCUUGAUAAAACCAACGUGUCAUGCGUGUUUUGGAACUUUACUCUCCGGUCAUGGUCCUCUGAGGGCUGCAACACAACGAAAGUCAAUGGUCACGUGACUAGAUGUGAAUGUGAUCACCUGACAAACUUCGCUAUUUUGAUGCGGCCAUACAGAGAGGAGACGGAGGACGCCAUUCUGAGUCUGAUUUCACUGAUUGGCUGUUCCAUCACCGUGGUCCUAUCGACAAUAACAUUCUUCAUCUUCAUGAUUCUAUGGCGGUAUAUUAAGAAUGACCAGAAUUUGGUCCUGAUACACCUGUGUGUCAGCAUUUCCCUGGCUUACCUGCUUUUCCUCGUGGGUGUCACCAGAACGGAAAAUAAGGUGGUCUGUACAGUAAUAGCCGCCUUCCUGCAGUACUUUUUCUUGGUGGAGUUUUUCCUGAUGCUGGCUAUGGGGGUGUACUAUUUCCUACAAAUCACAGUGCUCUAUUACUCAUUCAGUACUGCAAACGACAUCAAGGCCAGGCUGAACAUGAAGCGACUGCUGCCCAUUGCUUGGGUCAUUCCUGUCUUCAUAACUGGCAUCACCAUAGGGGCAACCUACACACGGGAAUACAACCAAAGUCGUGUAUGUUGGUUAUCGACAGAGAGCGGGUCCCUAUACGGGUUUGUUGGACCCGUGUUACUUAUCAUCUGUAUCAAUUUGUUCAUCAUAUGCUCGCUUUUCCGCGUAAUGUGCGCAACAAGACUACUUGCAGAGUCCAACACCAAGCGAAAGGCCACGACUGGUCUGCGCAGUCUGUGUACAUUAUUACCCGUUCUGGGCAUCACGUGGGUGUUUGGUAUAUUGUCCAUCAAUGAGGACUUGAUAGCAUUCCAGUACCUUUUUGCAGUAUUUAAUUCCCUUCAGGGGCUGUUUAUAUUUGUUCCAAAUUGUUUACUCAAUAGAAAGGUUCGAGAGGCCCUUCUCAAGAAGAUGCGAUUAUUCGAAUCUCAGCAAGAAAAUAGCAAAAUUCAAACUAAGAAUUCUAAAAGAUUAUCGAAUGUGCAAGAGAAUUUGAAGAAAGUUAAGAAUGACAAAGAGAAAGAAGCAAAUUCAACAAGAAGAGUUACUCCGCCUGUACGGUUAAUAAAAUAUACAAAGCAGUUGGAUUUUAUUGAUGGUGGUCACGACAAUGUCUGCUUUGACGCCAUGUUGCCGAUAGAUGUCGUUCCUUUGAGACGUCAGUCUUUAUCUGACAGCACGCCGACUACCCCGGGAGACAGUGUACAAGAUGGCUCCAUCAGACUUGUCGGUGGAAAGAAUCCGUAUGAAGGGCGGGUAGAGAUCUUCCACUCCGGGAUCUGGGGCACUAUCUGUGACGACAUGUGGACAUUUAGGGAGGCUGGCGUCAUCUGUCACAUGUUAGGCGCAAUGAGAGAGAAUGCAAAAGUGAAGGCCAAUGCAGAGUAUGGAAACGGUGUGGGAAGCAUCUGGCUUGAUGAUGUGACUUGUGUUGGCAAUGAAACGUCAAUUGUUAACUGUUCUCACAUUGGAUGGGGAAACCACGAUUGUAAGCAUGCGGAGGAUGUCGGGGUCAUAUGUGUUCCAACCAGCGGGACAACUGUACGUCCUUCCACGGUCGCACCACAACCAAUAUUUUUUACUGCUCCGCAGGAAGUGAUAGUGCAUUGGGGACAGCCUUUCCAAUUAACAUGUUUUACGCUAUUUCCUGAUAUCUCAAAGCUUAAUGGUCAUAUCGUCUGGUGUAAAAACGAGAUUGUAUUUCGUAACCAAACAUUAGAUUCCCAAAAUUCCACUGGUCAAUGGUUAUAUAAUGUGGACCAGGCCCUCUCUAUCCACACCGGAACAUACACGUGUGGAUUAGAUCGAUGUCAGAGGAACCUGGCGACCGUUGAUGUUACAGAUAUACCAGAAAAUGAGUGCAAGGCGCCUCUUGCUCUCAAUUGUGAGAGGGAUAGACUCGAUGACGUCAGCGCUCAGAUUGAUUUUCUUACCAAAGGCGAUAUAAAUAGUGCCGAUGUUGAUCACGCGAUUAAGACGGCGUUACCUAAACUCGCAGAUUUUGUGCAAGAGGGAAUUUCAAAUGGUGAAAGCUUGGACAAGACCGUGGAUAUCCUACACAAAAUGACGUCAUUAGCAGACGCUUCAAACGUCAGCAUUGAGUCAGCGACCUUUGUGACCGUCGUUGACCAUCUGCUAUCCACCAAUCGGACCACGGCCUGGCAGAACAAAUCCUCUAAGAUUGAGUCCAGCGUAGACAGCAUUCUAGAGGCGGUUUCAACGUUUGGAAACGUGAUCUCGAAGACCGUCACGCUAAAUUCAAACAUAACGCUCUCUAGAGAAAACUUAGUUAUGACAGUUGCACGGAUUCCCAAGGAUACCCGAGUUCACUUUCCCGGAAAUCCUGAUUCAGACGACACACACUUGGAGCUUCCGCCUCAGCUUCAAUCCAUUGACCGUGAAUUUAGUUAUGUCGCUACCAAAUAUAAAUCAAUAUCGGAAAUACUUUCUGGAUGCAGCCAUUCAACCAGUAGUACCACAGAUUCAGAAGAGGCUGUUUCCGAUGUUUUGGCAUUGUCACUUAAUGGAGAAAAGCAUCGCGUGGAGCUGAGCCCACCAUUACAAAUAAGCUUUACACAUCCGAAACAUGAUGAAACACAAUUUGAAAUUGUGUGUGGGUAUUGGAAUGCCAGUCAAAUAAAUGGCAGCCAUUGGUCCACUGAUGGUUGCACUGUGACGAGAAAUCACGAGAAUCUCACCGAAUGCCGAUGUAGUCACCUGACCAAUUUUGCCAUCUUGGUCAGACCUUACCAAAAGGAAACCGGAAGUAUCGAAGCUCUCAAGUGGAUCUCCAUCAUCGGCUGUUGUAUCUCUGUCUUCUUUUGCAUCAUCACCAUUGUCAUAUUCUUGGUGCUGUGGAGAUUCAUCAAAUCUGAUAUGAACCUACUUAUCAUAAAUCUUUGUGUGAAUAUCGGCCUGGCCUAUAUAUUGUUUAUUGCCGGAGUUGAAAGGACGGAAAAUGAGACGGCCUGUCUGGUGAUUGCCGUACUCCUACAGUACCUGUUCCUGGUCGUCUUCUGUCUGAUGUUGGACAUCGGAAUUUACUACUUUGUCCACGUGACGCUGGUCAAAAUUUCCUUCAUCAUGGCCAACAAGUUCACCUCAAAGUCCAGAAAGACUUUGUUUCUCACCAUUGCUUACGGUGCCCCCGGUGUCAUCACGGGCAUUACGUUGGGAGUUACCUACCCUGAUAAAUAUCGCUUGCAUAACAUGUGCUGGCUAUCAUUAGACAGUGGGGCACUCUUUGGGUUUCUGGGACCAGUGGCUCUCAUCGUUUUGGUUAAUUUGGUCAUCCUCAUCACCCUGGUAAUCACUAUCUACUCGACCCAGCUCGCAUCCACAGGGACCGUUAGGAGGAAAGCAGUGUAUGUAGAAAUGUACCGGUAGUCCAUUAAUAACAGC
Messenger RNA from Magallana angulata, 7395 nucleotides. RefSeq lists its product as uncharacterized. Gene Ontology annotation, molecular function: G protein-coupled receptor activity. Gene Ontology annotation, biological process: adenylate cyclase-activating G protein-coupled receptor signaling pathway; negative regulation of angiogenesis; cell surface receptor signaling pathway. The record is from RefSeq and is a predicted model, not a curated record. Lineage: Eukaryota; Metazoa; Mollusca; Bivalvia; Ostreida; Ostreidae. The transcript is spliced from 53 exons. Bases 499 to 7380 code for a protein of 2293 amino acids. Gene Ontology annotation, cellular component: membrane.